AUGAGGUCACCGAUUUUAGUCCUUUUACUGUCCAUCAGCAUCAUAGAAUGCUCCCGGCUCGCCGAGGAAGAAGAGGAGGUAAUUAGAAGAUUUUAGACAACAUCGGAAAAUGUUUUUUAUAUGUUUUAGAUGCUCAUCCGACAAUUCACGAAAGAAGGAGAAAUCCAGAGCAUGGAGCAGCUGCGCGAGACCAUCGGACCCUUCCGUGAUCCUCUCGACUUCUCCCACAUGAACUACUCGACGUUGACGGAUCACAUACACGUUAGUCCCUUUCUAAUUCCUUCUUUCCUCUUUUUCUUCUUCUUUUUUUGGAUUUUUCAAAAGAGUUCUUCUUUGCAGAACCUCCACCGAAAAUAUCCAAACUUGACGCACAUCUACUCGGCCGGACAAUCAGUUCAAGGACGAGAGCUGUGGGUUCUGGUGGUAUCACGGUACCCCAAAGAGCACAGAAAACUGAUACCGGAGUUCAAGUACGUGGCAAACAUGCACGGAAAUGAGGUGACUGGACGUGUGUUCCUGGUCUCUCUCGCGCAUACCCUUCUGGAGAACUACAAUACAAAUCUUUGGAUUCACCAACUGUUGGAUAGCACGAGGAUCCAUCUGAUGCCAUCCAUGAAUCCGGAUGGUUACGAACGCGCAUCCGAAGGGGACCAUUCCGGCAUCACAGGACGUCAGAACGCCAACGGAAAGGAUCUCAACAGAAACUUUCCUAGCCGCUUCCCGAACUACUACCCAACCAGUGACAUUCAGCCAGAAUCCAUCGCCAUCAUGAACUGGACGCGUCAGGUGCCCUUCGUGCUCUCCGCUAAUCUACACGGCGGCACCACUCUUGGUACGUCUCGAACCAGUUUCAAUUUCCAAUCAGCAAAUGAUUUCAGUGAAUUACCCAUUCGACGACUUUCCGACACGCACGCGCAUAGCACACUACUCUCCGUCGCCCGACAAUGCACUUUUUGUGCGUCUCGCUUACUCGUACGCGAGAGGACAUGAACGAAUGUGGAAACAGGGACCGAGAUGUCUGGACGAUGAUUUGAACGUGUCAAUCGACCCGCAGAACGGAAUCAUCAACGGAGCGGACUGGUACAUUGUCUCCGGCGGAAUGCAAGAUUGGAACUACCUGAACACGAAUUGUUUCGAAGUGACCGUAGAAAUGAACUGCGAAAAGUUCCCACACACCAAGAAACUACGCUAUUUAUGGGAAGAGAACAAGUACGCUCUGCUGCACUUCAUCAAUCUGAUUCACGGGUGAGAAGAAGACGACGAGAAAAUCAUAGUAUACUGUGUAUUCAGAGCAAUCCAUGGACUUGUGAUCGAUGCGGAUACUGGAGAAGGAAUUGUGAACGCUACAGUCAGUAUCGAUGAACGAGCAAAGAUUGUUGUGAGCUAUGGAGAAGGAGAGUUCUGGCGGCUGGCCAAUAUGGGCACUUAUGAGCUCACCUUCGAUCAUAGCGACUACUUCCCGGUCACUCGUACCGUCCAAGUGACCCCCGGAAACCGUUCCCCCUACCUCGAAGUCCGUCUCUACCGUAUCAUCCCUCGCUCCAAACCAACUCUUCUCCCAACGAAACCAGCUACGCAGAGCAAAGACGAGUACACAGUGGACAACUCCUCGAGCAACAAAGAUCUCCGCAUUGUGACCAUGUCCUCCGUGAGCCACGCAUUCCUUCUUCCCAUUCUUGCCUUCUCGGUCAUGUGCUUAUAA
Molecule: messenger RNA, 1702 nt
Organism: Caenorhabditis sp. 36 PRJEB53466
Lineage: Eukaryota; Metazoa; Nematoda; Chromadorea; Rhabditida; Rhabditidae
Source: the annotation of a GenBank genome assembly